UGGUUGAAACGAACCUUAAUAUAACCGGCGAAUAAGUUGUAUUAAAAAUCGUCUUCUGGAGCUGCACAUCUGAAAGAAUUUGUAUCACAUUUCUUUGAUUAUUCGGGGCGCUUAUCGCUUCGACGAUUUUGCGGAGAUUCGACAGAUACAGUCUCACACCAGUGAUACGUUGACCUUUAAAAUAUCUAUAUAACAGAUUAAUUAGAUUAUAUAUACAUUUGCGCAUCUAUUCUUCGAUUUGAUUUCCCUAAAUGCAUAUAAAAUCAUGUUCUAACACUCUUUUUCUUUACUUUUUUUUCCUAUUUAGUAAAUUAGAUAUAAUAAAUACUCAUGAAAUAUUUAGAUGUUAUGCAUAUGUUAUAAAAUCUUAAAAAAAUAAGACAAUAUGUCCAGUACAUAUUAUCUUUAAUUUAUGUAUUUUAAACAUUUAUUAGUCUUAAAUUGAUUUUAUUUAAGAACUACUAUUUGAUACUACUGAUACAAACUUAUCAUAGCAAAAACAUUAGUUCUUUUGGUACAGAAGAAUCAAACUGUUCAUAUUCUAUUUAACAUGUAUCUAAUAGUCUAGUAGAUUACAUUGUUGUUCUUAUAUUUUCAGGAAUUUUUAUUUAAAGAAUCAAAUACAUCUCAAGUAUUUGAGUUGAAGACUCCUGCGUACAUUCCUGCCGCUUGCAAUCUUCUUGUGGCUGACAAAAAACGAGGGCUGCUUUACAUAGGACACGACGAUAAGAUUACUGUCUUAAAACCAGCAGAGGAGGACAAUGCAGAAUGGAAGAUAGAACUUCAGUUGCCAGGCGUUAUAUCAAAGAUUGCAAUUAAUUAGUCUCAACCUGUUACUUGAAAUAACACCAUCAAACAAGCCAGACAGCUAUGUAACGGACAUACGAUGGAACCCUACUGUACCUGUAAUGCUUUGCAUUGUUACCAGUGACUGUGUCGUUGGUAGUUUUCAAUUGAAGAUAGAAGAAGAAACGAAAAUAUCUGUAGUUUCUAAAGUGUCAAAUGAACUGCAGGCACUGUGCGCAGCUUGGAGUCCUAAAGGCAAGCAAAUAGCAGUGGGCUGCAAGAACGGGGACAUAGUACAAUUGAAGCCAGAUACUUUGAAGGUGGCUAGAACUAUCACGGGCCCUUUGCCAUCCAUCGGCGAGGUGAUUAACAUUCUGUGGCUCAGCAAUUAUCAGUUUUGUGCCGCUUAUUUGAACAACGAGCGCCAGAUAAAUGUUCUCAUCAUUGAUGCACCGAAAGGAGAGGCGAACGCUAUAUUCACAUGCUACGAAGACAUCACGUACGGUUUUCCUGAUGCUGAGGGAGAAGACAGCGUUCCGCGCUAUUAUUUCGAACACGUGCCAGAAUGGGGGAUUAUCAUAGCAGGCAGUGGCACUAGCAGUGAAAUCGCUGUGCUAGGCACUACGGAUGGUGGCGCGAAUUGGAAUCAGUGGCAAUUGGUCGACAGUGGCAGAGCUCAAUUGCCGCUGAUGAGAACCACAGAGAUUUAUCCUCUCGGUCUUGCUGUAGAUAAAUCUCCGACCAGCAAAUUGCCGUGGGGCACGGACUCGACAUUGCCACAUCCAAUUCCCAUUUUACACAUUCUCGGAACGUCCGGGAAAUUGUGCAGUUUCCAUAUGGUCAAUCUAGUGCCGAAUUGUCCUGCUAUCAAUGUUCCUCCUACAGAAAUUAUCGCGCCUCCACAACCGACACAACAGUCUAAUGCUUCACCUGCGGAAAUCUCGUUUAAUGUGAAUACCGCGACGACUAGCACGCCACGUCCGAAACAACAAUUGGAGAUGAUGCCGGAACGAUCAAAGCCUGUCCCGACGAAUAUAUUUGGCGACUCUCUGAAAGCAGCGGGAUUCUUUCAACCAUCCGAAGAACAACAACAAGUAGAACAGCCAAAACCGCAAGAGGAAAAAGUUGCACCGCAAAUAGUUGUAAAGUCGAUUACGCCUAGGGAACCGCCCGUUUUAGAACUUGCGAAGACGGAAAGUAAAUCAGUUGUAGAUACGGAAGCGACCUUAGCGCAAGUAGCUGAGCAUAAAGCUUCUAUAGACGAUAAUAUACGGAUGCGAGCUUAUUUGCAGGAACAAGCAUUGUUUGAGAAAGAAUUGCGAAAUAGGUUGGAGCCGCAGGUGUGGGAAUGCGGCACGGACGUGGAAAAGAAACGGCUCGGAGAAACGUCCAUAGAAAACGACAUAGAACUCUUCUUGAGAGAUUUAAAGGAAAUAACGAGCGGACUGUCCAGCGAUAUAGCGUACUUAAAAGCUCUAUUACUUCAGUCAUUUGCAUGGGUUGAAGAAACCAAAUCGAAGAACGCGGCCAGUGUCGAUAUUACCGCUAGGAACUGCAGCGAGAACAGUAAAAUAGCAGAUUUGCAACGGUGGUACUACUACACGCAAACGCAACUGAACGAAGUUAACAAGAUCUUGGAUUUAGAAUGGUCGGACCACAAAGCGCAGGUAAAAAAGAUGAAAAUUCCCAGCUUGGAAUACGUGUAUCAGAAUCUUCUGAUGCAUAACAAGAUUAUCACGAAGGAGAAGGAGAAGAUCGAACAAAUUUCGCGACGGUGGAAAUCGCUCAAUCGUUCGUUGGCGGCUAGUGGCGUGUCCAAUCUUAAUUGUUCGAUGGCGAGUCUCCAUGUGAGCGCACCAAAAUCGCCAGCAGCGUCGGUUAUCCGAGGGAAGACCGACGUUAUAGACGCUCGCUGCAAAAACAUCGCCUCGAAAACUCUAAGUUUCACACUUGAGAAACAGCUCAAGCUGAGAGCGUUGCUCACCGAAUCAUCUCCGAGAAUUAUCAAGCCGGUUAAUCCGUCGCCAAUUCAGGAUCGCUUGAAAGCUACGCUGUCUUCCCUCGCAUCUCUUAGUCCUGUGAUCAAUGAAGCUAAGACUAAAACCGACCCGCCGAUUGUUAAACAGCAAAGUAUCACCAUCAAACAACCGGUUGAGACUAAGCAAACCGGCAAAUCGCAAAGUCCUCUCGCUUCAUUGAACAGUAUCGUCGCGAGAAUCGGUUCGUCUGACACGAACGGUGUCGUCACGCAGAACAAAGUCCAACAGAAGCUUCCAACGACCAUUUCUUUCUCCGGUUCCGCAAUUUCAACUAAGCCAGCGGACAAAAAGCCUGCCGCGCCAGCAGUUCUCGCAUCAAUGUCUCAAUCUAAACCAAAACAGGAGCUCAAUGUUAACUUCCCGACGUCUAUCACGUUUGGUACGCCGGUUUCGAAAUCUCAGGAUACCCUCUUUUCGAAAUCUCUCCUUACAGAUGUAACUGCCAGAAACAAUAAGGAAUCGGCGAGCAGCGAUAGCGUUCCCUUUAAAGCUCCGGAAUCUGCUCUAUUCUCGACCGGACUGUUAAAGGAUAAACUCACGUUGUCAACGGAAUAUCCAUCAACGGAGACCACUCGUAUGGGAGUCGCACGUAAUCUUCCGCUCUCUGUGACGCCAAUCGUAAAAACGGACGCCGCUGCAACGUUUAGUUUCGCUACACCUAACACGACUCCACCUAUUGCGAAAAAUUUGUCCUCCGGUACUGCGUUGAACAUGAUGUCCUACAAUUAUUCGAAACCUGCACCUAACACGUCCAUUAUAGAACCCACGAUAACAAUUCAAGCAGUACCAAUGCAAACGCCGAUAGAGCUAUCAGCUCUAUCCCUGGGAUCACCUAGCACCCAGUUAACAUUUUCAUCGACUGAUCAUCCAAGCAACAACGCGGACGGCAAGGUAAAUGCGCUCACGACUUCCAUGAGCUUCGCUACACCAGUACCCGCUAUUACAGCACAGACUCCCGCGAUGACGACUGCCAUUACAUCCACUAUAACUCUCGGUGGAGUUACCAUUAAUGUCGUAGACGCGAACGCUGCUCGCAAAUCGAUGAUGGAAGUGCCAGUCAACAAUUCGGUCGUGAUCCAGAAAGUUGUUGCGCCAGAAGAAAUAGCGGCUACCUAUGGUACUGCACCUGCUCAGAUUCCAAUUUCUAAUUUAACUGUGACACCGAUAUUUGGCGGCCAGACCAUCGUGAAGAAUGCGGCGACAGUACCGGAGACAAUCACACUGCCCGCUACUACAACUACUUUCGGCGCAGUUUCGUAUCCGUCGAUUACACCUACAUUUGGGACGUCAACAGUCUUAGCACCAACUACCACCGCAUCGAUGUUUAGCGGAUUCGCAAACACGUCAGCUGGAAUUACUGCUAACUCCUCAACGAUGGUGCCUGCGAGCAGCACCGUGUCUCCUUUUCAAACUUCUUCGAGUAAACCACCGUUCGGCGAAACUACCACCAGCAAUAUGCCAACCACGAGUUUCGGGAUCAGCUCUGGCAAUACUUCUCCCGCGGGUACAAUAUCAUUCGGUAUGGCUGCUGCGACGAGAACGAUGACAACGACGACGUCGACGACGACAACGACUUCGAUCACGCCAGCGUUUGGUAAGAGCCCGAUAGCAUCUCCGGUAUCGAACACGCAAUUUCCAAGCGUUCAGACACCGCCCGCGUCGACAGCAAUUUUUGGAAAACCGAUAAUCAGUCCUGCAUCGACACCGUUUGGCAACACUUCGGGUUCUGUGUUCUCCAAUACACCCGCUACCUCCUCAAACACCUCUAUAUUCGGAGGCAACAGCAUGAAUUCUAUCUUUGGAUCAACUUCUCCGAGCGGAAAUAUCUUCGGGGGUAACGCGACGGGAUUCGGUCCGUCAUCGGGAUCUAUCUUCGACACUAGCACCUCAAAAUCCAGUAUCGUAUUUGGACAGGCACCUGCUUCCCCUUUUGGAAGUGCGGCGCCAGCGGCAGUCAGUGGCUCCCCUGUGGGUGCAAAUGUCUUCAGAUCUACUGCAUCUAACACGUCUCCCAUACAACAACCUGUACUCAGUAGUCAAUCUGCUUUCGGACAAGCCCCUGCCUUUGGUGCCAAGCCAGUGUUCGGAUCAUCACCCAUGUUUGGCGGAUCGAAACCUGUUUUCGGAGGUAGUGGUUUUGGCUCACCUCCUACAUUCGAGCCUCCUGGCAUAGGAUUUGGAAGUUCACCCACUAUGCAAGCUGGCUCUACAAUGGAAAAUAUGCCAAAAGUAUUUGGAGAAGUAGCAGGCAGCAGUACAUUUGAAUCUUUAGCUAAUCAAUCAGGUGGUCUCAGUUUUGGUAGCUUAGCCCAGAAGAAUCCAGAAUCAGAGAAACCAACGUUCACUGCCGGCAGCUCGUUCUCCAGUUGGAGAUGAAUAAGAUAUAGUUGCGGCAGAUUUAUCUUCAAAACUGUUAUGCGUGCAGAAUGUGAAAUUUUUAUCUGAAUAAGGAAUUAUUUAAUUACAAUCGUGUGUAUAUACUGUUUUACACUCAGAAGGAUGUACUUUUUAUGAAUAAAAGAUCAUGUUCUAUA
Molecule: messenger RNA, 5359 nt
Organism: Monomorium pharaonis (pharaoh ant)
Lineage: Eukaryota; Metazoa; Arthropoda; Insecta; Hymenoptera; Formicidae
Gene: Nup214
Product: nuclear pore complex protein Nup214
Exons: 4
Coding region: 909-5201 (1430 amino acids)
Molecular function (GO): protein binding
Source: RefSeq, a predicted model, not a curated record